This is a messenger RNA of Leguminivora glycinivorella, 2481 nucleotides long. Its product is annotated as cytochrome P450 6B2-like. The transcript is spliced from 2 exons. NCBI's taxonomy places the organism in Eukaryota, Metazoa, Arthropoda, Insecta, Lepidoptera, Tortricidae. The record is from RefSeq and is a predicted model, not a curated record. Gene Ontology annotation, molecular function: iron ion binding; monooxygenase activity; oxidoreductase activity, acting on paired donors, with incorporation or reduction of molecular oxygen. The coding region runs from base 1 to 1572 and encodes 523 amino acids.
AUGAUCGCUUUACUCCUUAUAUCGGCCACUAUCGUGGCCCUCUCAAUAUUAUACUUCAUAGCCAAUAAGAAAUUAAAUUAUUGGGAGAAAAGAGGAGUUCCUUUUGAAAAACCGGUACCUAUAUUUGGAAAUUUUGCAGGAUACAUUUUAUUAAAAUCGUACUGGGGCAAAGCGACCCAGAAACUAUGUCAAAAAUUCCAAAAAGAACCAUAUUUCGGAGUGUACUAUGGGACGGAGCCCGCUUUAGUAGUACAAGAUCCGGAGCUGAUCAAACUCAUCACUACUAAGGAUUUCUACUACUUCAGCAGCAGAGAAAUAUCCAACUACACGCAUUUAGAAACCAUCACCCAGAACCUGUUUUUCACCCAAGGCAAUCGAUGGAAGGUGCUUCGGCAGAACCUGACGCCCCUCUUCUCGUCAUCCAAGAUGAAAAAUAUGUUUCACUUAAUCGAAAACUGUACGAAGACGUUCGAAAAUCUGCUUGAUGAGGAAACCAAUAAAUGUCCAGAACUUGAUAUCAGAGCGACGGCAGUGCGGUUUGCUAUGGACAGUAUCACUUCCUGCGCCUUUGGAAUCAACAGCGAUGUUAUGGGAAAAAAUUGUGAAAAUAAUCCGUUUAAGGUCAUGGGCGAUGUGAUCUUCGAAUUGACAAACAUCCGAGGAUUCAAAAUUGUAGCUCGCGCUAUUUGGCCUUACGUAUUUUAUGGUUUAGGUUUCAGGACAUUUCCUGAUGAAAUCGACACGUUCUUCAACAGACUGCUUUCCGAUGUAUUCAAAGAGCGAAACUACAAGCCUUCCACUAGGAACGACUUUGUUGAUCUCAUGCUAAACUUUAAAGGUAGCAAAAACAUGUCUGGAGACAGUAUGAGUAAUGUAAAGUCGGAGUCCGAAAAAAAAGAGCGUAUACACUUAGAAGUGACCGACGACUUGCUGAUCGCACAAUGCAUGGUGUUUUUCGCCGCUGGUUUUGAAACUAGUGCAUCCGUCAUGUGCUUUACAUUAUACGAGUUGGCUAAAAAUCCUGAGAAGCAGCCAAGGCUGUUCGAGGAAGUGGAUGCAUAUUUGAAGAAAACUGGGGGUAAAGUUACUUAUGAUUGCUUGACAGAAUUGCCUUAUAUGGAAGCGUGUGUCAACGAAGCGAUGAGGUUAUAUCCGGUACUAGGAGUGCUGGCGCGCGAGGUGGUGGAACCGUACACGUUGCCAUCAGGCCUGGUGCUGGAGAAGGGCAUGCGCGUCCACUUGCCCGUGUACCACUUGCACCACAACGCAGACCUGUUCCCGGAGCCUGAGAAAUACCGACCGGAACGGUUCAUGGGUGAAGAGAAGCAGAAUAUUGUGCCGUAUACGUACAUGCCUUUUGGAGAAGGACCUAGAAUCUGUAUUGGAAUGCGUUUCGCCCGGAUGCAAAUGUUCGCCGGCUUGGUGACUCUCCUGAAGAAUUACAGCCUACGCCUAGCGCCAGGCAUGCCUAGAGAAGUGGACUUCGAGCCUAGGACCUUCGUUACGCAGGCGAAGAACCCCAUUAGGCUCACGCUGACGCCUCGCUCUUGCACGCAGAGGAUGGUUGCCUAAUUUUUAAGGAUAUAGCACCAUUAGGCAGUGGACAUACGCACUAUUUUUUUUCUGCCGUAGCACAAGCCCGAAUGGCUACAGAAGGUGCGGAUUCUGACUCGUCCUGUCCACAUAAAUACAGAAAAUAUUGCAUAAUUUGCCUUGUGUCAAUUUUCUACCUAUUAGGUAUGUACCUACCGGAUUCUGUGUGUAGUGAGUUUGAAAUUGAAGUGAAACUAUGUGCAAUUUUACACCUGCAAGGCAAGCAAAUAUUGGCAGAUUUCUAAAUAGGCUUACUCAUGACCACAGUCACCACAGACAAUGAUUAUGGAUUUAACAUCUGUUCGUAAUUGUCGAUAAUUAUAAUAUAUCUAGACUAAUUUUCAAUGUGGUACAUGCAUGGUGUUACCUAUGUCUCGAAAGUGACACUUAACGCCAUCUAACAGGUAGGUAACAAUAGGUAGGUAGCAACUAGAUAGUUUUUACGAUCCCAGCACUUCCACCGAUUUUUUCUGUCUAAAUUAAUUCAAAAACUUGUAAAUUUUUAUUACAAUAAAUGUUUAUUUAGGACGGCAAGUAAAAGUUCUGUCUUCUUUUAAAUUCUUUUAUAUAAGUACCAAACUAGAAUUUUGGGCCUUCGAAAUUUUCUUACCUAUAAUUUUCUAUCUAGGUACGAAGUUUUUAAUUAAAAUACAUUGAUUCGUGUGUCAUGUCAUAAGCGCCCUCAAUGAAGCGCGUCCCUGCGUAUCGAAUCCACACUCGCGUUUGCGGUGUCACGCCGCGAUACAUGCGCGAGUGUGGAGGGCGCUUUAUUUUGGAAAGAAUUGUACAAGAAGUGAGUUCUCGAUGGCACUGGAGUAUCCAGUAGAUAUAUUCGUACCUAAUUUAGUUUAAGUUUAAGACGUGUCUUUUUGUAACUAUAAAAAUAAU